AUGUCUUACGGCGGCAACGACGACUCCAACUACGGUUCCUCCCGCAGGGACAACGAGGACAGCUACGGCACCUCUGGCACCACGGGCUACGGCUCCUCCCGCAACGACAACGAGGAUAGCUACGGCUCCUCCAACCGCCGUGACAACAACACCUCGGACUCGUACGGCUCCUCCACCCGCGACGACAACGACUCGUACGGCUCCUCCGGUCUAGGCCGCAGCGGCAACGAGGACAGCUACGGUUCCUCCACCACCCGCCGGGGCAAUGACGACGAGGACUCGUACGGCUCCUCCCGCAAGACGGGCUCCUCCGCCUUCGACUCCUCCACCUCUUCCAACCUGGCCGGCGCCGACUCCCUUUCCUAUAACGCCUCGCAGAACGGCGGCCGUACCUACGACAACGACGUCUCCGACAGCUACGGCUCGUCCACUAAUCGUCGCGACGACGACGACUCGUACGGCUCCUCCGGUCUAGGCCGCAGCGGCAACGACGGCACCUACGGUUCCUCCACCACCCGCCGCGGCAACGAGGACAGCUAUGGCUCCUCGGGCGCCACGGGCUACGGCUCUUCCCUCGGGGAAAACGACACCAGCUACGGCUCGUCCACCACCCGCCGUGAAAACGACAACUCGGACUCGUACGGCUCCUCCUCCAACCGCCGCGACAACGACGCCUACGGCAGCAGCAACGCCGACAACGACUCGUACGGCGGUAGUAGCGGCGGCGGAAAGGGCGACAGCAAGUUCGGCAAGGUGCUCGAGAAGGCCGGCGACCUCCUGGGCAGCGACAAGCUCGAGUCCAAGGGCCAGGCGAAGCGGGAGAACGCCGGCUACGGCAACAGCAACGACUACUAG
This is a messenger RNA of Colletotrichum navitas, 855 nucleotides long. RefSeq lists its product as uncharacterized. The record is from RefSeq and is a predicted model, not a curated record. Lineage: Eukaryota; Fungi; Ascomycota; Sordariomycetes; Glomerellales; Glomerellaceae. The transcript has 2 exons. The coding region runs from base 1 to 855 and encodes 284 amino acids.